UAGAAUGAAAUGCGAUCGAACGGGUUGUGAAGUUGAGAACUUUCCAUCUUCAUUCAUUUUCGUUCUCUUUCUCGGGAAAAAUCCCCAGUCGAGGGGUGGCCGUUUUUCGAUACCAUCGAUCGACGAUCUUUCUGUUCGCUUCACCGAUUCACACCAUGAAACUGAGACUCAGACCUCUGGAAACCAAAGAAACCCUAAAAUUUGACGUGCCCCCAACGUGCUCGAUUCAAGAACUCAAGGAUUUGAUUUCUCAGGCAGUCUCUUCUUCGCCCGCUUCUGUGCAUCUUUCUCUCAAUCGCAAGCACGAGCUUUCGGCUUCAUCGUCGCACGACGCUCUCGAGUCCCUCGGUAUUUGUUCAGGUGAUCUAAUCUACUUCACUCUCAACCCUAAUGCCUUUGCCCUCGUAAUGCAAAAUGUCCAAUCCAAUAGCAAUCAUCAAGCAUCAGUAUCGCAAGAAAUCGUAACCUUAGAACCCAAUUCGCAGAAAGAGCAGGCCCUAGUUUCAAAUACCCAAAAGGAAGAAACCCUAGAUUUUGAUUCUGGGAUGAGCGGGACUAUACCCGACGAAGAUCGAACCCAAGAUUUGAAUUCCCAGAUAGAGGAAAAUUUAGACAUGGAUGGAACGGAGAGUAUGGAUGUUGAUGAUGAUGCGUCGAUGAGAGAUUCCGGGAAGUCGUUUUCCGUGCCUUGUUUCUUGAGGAAGGUGUUUAGCAAGGAGGUUGGUGAAGGCGGUGGCGGCGAUCACAAGCUUUUGGCGAUUGCUGUUCAUGCUGUUCUGUUAGAGUCUGGAUUUGUAGGGUUCAAUUCCAUCACGAGGACGAAGGUAGAGGGGUUUCAUCUUCCAGAUGAAUGGCCUUCUUCUGCUUUCACUAUUUCCCUGUGGUACACACUUCCGGAGAUUGCUGAUGGGGCAGUUGAUGGCGUUGAAACAGUUGUGUUGAAGUUCCAGAGUUUGGGUAAGUUCCUUAAUAUCUAUGGAUCUUUAGCCAAGACUGGUUGUCGGGUUUACCGGGUUUGCUUGGACGAGGAGCGAUUGAGUCUCUGCCUGAACCUUAUGUGGGCAAGAAUUGACGAGGGGGAUGGGAAAAACAGAGUCUCGGGCUUACAUCCCAAGAAUGAAGUUUUUGAAUUUUGGAAGAUUGUAAAGGAUAGGCUUGCCCUGCCCCUCUUGAUCGAUUUGUGUGACAAGGCUGGUUUGGAUCCUCCACCGUGCUUUAUGCGCCUGCCAACAGACCUUAAACUCAAGAUUUUGGAGUCUCUACCUGGCGCUGAUGUUGCUAAAUUGGAAUGCGUUUGUUCAGAGUUGUGCAAUUUAUCUUCGAACGAUGAUCUAUGGAAGCAAAAGUUCAUCGAGCGGUUUGGUGAUGCCGAAGGCUCGCAGGGAGGGAGCAACUGGAAAGAGAAGUUUGAAAAGUCGACUAGAAAGAGGAGGAGGACUGAAGUGUCAACUGGGUGGAGGUUCAUGAGAAGAGAGCCUUUUCCACGUAUGGUGCCACCAAGAAUCAUCAGAGACCCUUAUCCCUUUCUGGGUCCUAGAGUUAUCGGUGGAGAAUACGACAUCGUGCCGUUUCCGCUUGGGCGGAACGUCCGGACAGGUCCUCGGCGGAAUGUUAUUCCUCAUGGUAAUAUUGGAGCACGGCGUGCUUAGUCUUAACAGUAUUAGGUUACCGUUUUAUCUUCUUUACAUAGUUAAUAAGUUUCUGUACAUAUCAAGUGCGUGUUUUGCUAGAUCUCCCGGCCGAGAAUAGCAUUCAGACCAGAUUGUACUGGAGAACUUUUUACUUGUUUUUUUUGGUUAGUUAUUUACUUGGUUUUUGAUGUUUACAUGAAAUGAAUCUUGGGCAGCUUCAUUUUCUCUU
Molecule: messenger RNA, 1860 nt
Organism: Diospyros lotus (date-plum)
Lineage: Eukaryota; Viridiplantae; Streptophyta; Magnoliopsida; Ericales; Ebenaceae
Product: F-box protein SKIP22-like
Exons: 1
Coding region: 156-1649 (497 amino acids)
Molecular function (GO): protein binding
Source: RefSeq, a predicted model, not a curated record